CCAUCUCACAUGAACUUGUGCGAUACGAAAUCAAAUCGACCGACGAUCAAUUCCGCCGGAGAUAAAUGGGGAUUUGCAGUUCCUGCGAAUCGGCAGCCGUCGCCACGGCGAAGAUAGUAAUGGAGGAUGGGAGAUUGCAGGAAUAUUCCUCUCCGGUUAGGGUUUCCUACCUAUUGCAGAAGAAUCCGGCCUGUUUCGUCUGCAACGCCGACGAGAUGGACGUCGGCGACGUCAUUUACGCCGUCGGCGCCGAGGAGGAGCUCCAGCUCGGCCAGCUCUACUUCCUCUUGCCGCUGAGCCUUCUCAAGCGCCGGCUACAGCCGGACGAGAUGGCCGCAUUGGCCGUCAAAGCCAGCUCGGCUCUGAAACGGACCGCCGCCUACUGUGGGGAAACUCGCCGGAAUGUCCUCGUCUUCCCUGAAGUGGACAGCCUUGCGCAGCCGAGAAAAGUUUCCGGCGCCGAUGUCGGAUCUCGGAGAAAGAGCGGCGCCGGAGUUAGAGGGAAUAAUACACAGCGGCGGUUGUGUGCGAUUCCCGAGUAGGGGUAUUUUGGGAAACGGAAAUUUUUUUCUGUAAAUAUAGUGUAAAAUUUGUCACAAAUUUUUCCGAAAAAUACAUGGAGAUGUUCAACUUGAUAAUAUUUUUUGUUUGUUAUCUUUGUUCAAUAAGAA
This is a messenger RNA of Andrographis paniculata, 671 nucleotides long. RefSeq lists its product as uncharacterized. The coding region runs from base 66 to 542 and encodes 158 amino acids. Lineage: Eukaryota; Viridiplantae; Streptophyta; Magnoliopsida; Lamiales; Acanthaceae. The record is from RefSeq and is a predicted model, not a curated record. The transcript has a single exon.